CAAUGCCAAGUAAAAACCCUUCUAUAAAGUCUUCAUAGACCCCAUUUUCGGUCCUCUUUAUUAUCUAGGGUUUUCGCACAUUUCUCUCGUCAGCUCUCGCAACCCCUCGAUUCGUCAUCGGCGCUUCAGCAUACAACCAUGCCGUCACACAAGACUUUCAGGAUCAAGAAGAAGCUUGCCAAGAAGAUGAGGCAGAAUCGUCCGAUUCCAUACUGGAUUCGUAUGCGUACUGACAACACCAUUAGGUACAAUGCGAAACGCAGACAUUGGCGCCGUACCAAGCUUGGAUUUUGAGGUGUUUCUCAAAUUUCAGCAGGUUUUCUUAGUAUUUACAGUUGUAGUUCUGAAAGGGAUCGUGUUUUGAUUUGAUAGUACAAUGGUAAUACUACUAGUUGAGUUUUUUUUUUUGGAAGUCUGAACUUCAUGUAAUGAAAUGCUCUUUGGAGCAAAUUUUUACCUAAUGCAACUGUUUCGUUUCGUUUCCCUUCA
Amaranthus tricolor (Joseph's coat) is the source of this 489-nucleotide messenger RNA. RefSeq names its product 60S ribosomal protein L39. Gene Ontology annotation, cellular component: cytosolic large ribosomal subunit; ribosome. Gene Ontology annotation, biological process: translation. The transcript has 3 exons. Bases 139 to 294 code for a protein of 51 amino acids. The record is from RefSeq and is a predicted model, not a curated record. Lineage: Eukaryota; Viridiplantae; Streptophyta; Magnoliopsida; Caryophyllales; Amaranthaceae. Gene Ontology annotation, molecular function: structural constituent of ribosome.